This is a messenger RNA of Adineta ricciae, 528 nucleotides long. Lineage: Eukaryota; Metazoa; Rotifera; Eurotatoria; Adinetida; Adinetidae. The record is from the annotation of a GenBank genome assembly.
AUGAGUAACAACUUCGAAGCGAAAUAUACAAUUCAUCUUUUACGGGAAAAGCCGGAAUAUGUUCAAGAAGUAAGCAACAUAUUCUACAACGAAUGGCAGGACAGUUAUCAUGCAUUCGGUUUGCUGACCCUCGAAGCUGUGAUACAAGACGCCGAAAUGAAUUAUAUUCGAAAUGAAAAACAACUACCUUUAUUAAUGAUUCUACUGGAUAAACAGAGUCAGAAUCUUAUUGCAACUAUUGGUUUGGAAGUUUUUGAUGUAUCUCCAGGCAAUCCAUAUUAUAAUAUAACACCUUGGCUAGCUUGUACUUAUACGAAGCCAGAAUAUCGUGGACAAGGUAUAGCAAAGUACAUGAUUGGGAAAAUCUUCGAACUAGCGAAAGAAUUGAAACAUACAUAUGUGUGGCUAUGGACGAGAAGUGCUCAAGGUUUAUUUGAAAAACAAGGAUUUCACCUCGUCGAAACGUUACGGCACGGCGAAUCGAAUAUUAAUGUUAUGAGAAUUGAUUUUGAUACAUCAAACUAUUGA